AUGGCAAAGUGUGAGGAGCUGCGGCAGCUCAAUGACCGCCUGGCCGCCUACAUCGAGCGGGUGCGGACUCUGGAGGCCGACAGGUCGGUGCUGGAACAGCGGCUGGUCGACCUGGAGGAGGCCAGCGCCCGGGAGCUGGGCUGCCUGCGGCUCCGCUACGAGGCGGAGCUGGGCGACGCCCGCCGUACGCUGGACGACAUCGCUAUUGAGCGGGCCGCGCUGCAGGUGGAGCUCAGCAAGAUCGGCGAGGAGCACCGGCAGCUGCACAGCAGGAAUUCAAAAAAAGAAGCUGACCUGAACCUGGCACAAGCUCGUAUGAGAGAUCUUGAUGCUCAGCUGAAUGCAAAGGAAGCUGACCUGGCAACAGUUUUGAAUGAGAAACAGACUUUGGAAAAUGGCGUUCGUGAGUUAAAGGAUCAAGUAGUCACUCUGGAGCUGUCACUGGAAGAUGCCAAAAAGCAUCUCCACAAUGAAAUUUUGAGAAGGGUGGACCUGGAAAAUCAUUUGAAAACUUUGCAGGAAAAAAUUACAUUCCAGAAGUGUCUUCAUGAAGAUGAGCUCAAGGAAAUGAAGAGAGUCCAUGAGAGCAGAGUAGCAGAAGUGGAGUCUGGUCGUCAAAGAGAAUUUGAGAGUAAGCUCUCAGAUGCUCUGCAGGGGCUCAGGAAACAGCAUGAAGAACAAAUUCAAGGAUACAAGGAGGAGCUGCAGCGAACAUUCAGUGCAAAAGUGGAGAAUGCUCAGCUUUCUGCAGCAAGAAAUAGUGACUUUGCCAAUGCUGUUCGAGAGGAGUUAAAGGAAACAAAGCUUAGAAUUGGUAAUCUGACAUCUGAAAUUAAUCAGUAUCGAAGCCAGAAUGCUGCUCUUGAGAACAGAGUGAAGGAGCUACAGGACAUGAUUGAUAAAGAUCGUGAUCUACAUCGAAAACGUAUGGCUGAGAAAGAGAGAGAAAUGGCACAAGCCCAGAAUAAGAUUCAGGAACAGUUGGAAGAAUAUGAGCAUCUCUUAGAUGUGAAACUGGCUCUAGAUCUGGAAAUAAAUGCCUACAGAAAGAUGCUGGAAGGAGAGGAGCAGAGGCUGAACAUAUCACCUAGUGCAUCUUCACAUAGCAUUGCAACUCAAGCAACAAGUGAAGAGCGACGGUUUCUGCAUGGGAGAAAAAGGAAAAUGAAAGCCAGAAAGAGAGAGCAUAGCACUGGAUUUAAGACUGUUCAGCAUGCUUCAUCUUCUGGAAAAGUGUCUAUUGAAGAAAUUGAUGCAGAUGGGAAUUUUGUCAAGCUUAAAAACAAUUCUGAUGAGGAUCAGCCACUACAUGGAUGGGUGCUGAGAAGACAUCUUGAGAGUGUGUCAGAUGUAACAUACAAGUUCCCCUCACAGUUCACUCUUCAGGCAGGCCAAGUAGUUACGGUCUGGGGUGCGGCUGCUGGUGUAAGCCCAGGUCCUAGUGACCUGAUCUGGAAGUCUCAGAAGUCUUGGGGAUCUGGGUAUAACAUCGGUGUUACACUCAUCACAGAUGAAGGUGAGGAACUGGCAGAGAGAAAACUAAUGUAUGUACCCAGAGAAGAAGAAAGUGGUGAGCAAGAUGAGUAUGAAGAACUAAUGGGAAGUGAAACAGAGCUUCCAUCUCAGACCAAAAGAAGAAGAAAAAGAAAUGUUGUUUGGUUUCAUGAUAGUGAUUCCUGUGAGCAUCCUUAAGCAGCAAAAUGAAGAUCCCAGCUGUUCUAUCAUGUAAUAUGAUAGACACGGAGAUGAUCACUUGAAAACACUUCUAAACCUCAAGUGACAUUUUGGACUUAAGUGUGUGGCGGUACCUUCUGCAAUAUCUGAAAAUAACUUGGAAUUUACAUCUCCCAUCUGACCUCUCUGUAAGGAAAAACUGUCCAUGAUAUAAUGCCUUCUGCCUUCUGAUACUGUACCCUGUGCUGGAUUCACUUCUACGAAGAUCAGUAGAAUACAAGCUCUCUAGGAAGUUUCUUUUACUCUGCCACAAGGAUUUGAUUUCCAUGACCUGAAACAAGAGUGUGCACAGUUCACAAAGCUGUUUGAUGCAUGUCCUAGAAUGAUGAUAAAUAAUUGAGACUGAGCAUCGGCUGUCUCAGCUUUCUCAAUAUUCUGGUAUGUUGUUUCUCUAAAGGCAAUUUCUGUUUCAAGCCAGAGUGGGUAACUACCUGUGCCAGAUCAUGUCACAGCUUGGAUGUUGAGCAGUUCUGAACUUAGCUGAAGUAACACAUUAUCCUGAAGAGUGCUGACUAUCUGAAAUGGUUCUUGCUCAUAUCCUGAUGCUGAGAUGUCUAGAUCACUUGCUGAAGAACUUCCUAGAGUAACAAAAUUUUUCAAGUCAAAUCAAGCUGUGAUGUAUUCCUCUUCUUUAUUAAAUGUACUGUUUCUUUAUUCUAGUACAUAGAAAUUAUCAACUGCAGUAUUUGAUGUUUCUAGAUGCAGCAUAGCUUUUAGUUCUGAUUUGCUGGAAUCAUAACACUGACAGAUAUAUAUCCUGCAAAUGUGAAACAUUCCAACAGAAGGUACUGUAACUAGCAAUACUGGCACUCUGCUCCCAGAAAGCCAGCGUUCUAAGUGGAUUGGAAAAAAAUACUGAUUAAAAAUCAAAAUGACAAAGGUGCAUUAAAAACAUUAGCUCUUAGAGUCGCUGUGUACUGGAAGUCUGACAAGGGCAGUCUGCAGUCCUGCUUUGUAUGUCUAGCUGGGAAGUGGGGGCAGAGUACUAUCUGUUGGCCAGUACUUAAUUUAAUAGCUUUGUAGCUAUCUGAAGGCUGACCCCUAGCCCUUAGAAAUCAUGUAGUCAGCCUUCAUAAUCCCUUUUUUCAGCCUGUUUACCAAAAUGCUUACCUGAUGGUUAUAUGGCAAAGUAAGAACCUCAAUGAGCCUUGCAGGUCCUCUUGUCUUUAAGAGCAUUAGCAGCUGAUGUUGCAGAUCAGUCAGUGCUGGCUUUUUUGUCUGCAUCUGUUACCUUACCAAAAUACUAAGUUCUGAGUUUUGAGAUCUGUUCUAUAUUUGGGUGCAGUUAUUAAUAUGAGGUUUUUCUUACACUAGCUUAAUGUUCUUAAAUUAAGCUAUUUAGGUCUUUAAAAAGAUAAAACUAAUUAUGACUUAAUACAUUUUAUCAGUUUUGAACUCCUGUUAUACCUUUUGCCCCAUAGAGAAAUGUUGCUAAAUCUUUCUAUAUUUAUCUUUAUGUUGAACUUUUUAUUGUUAAAGAGACUUUUCAUGAGCAAAUAUUAAAAUCUAAGAUAUUUAUAGGUAAAUUAAAUAAAAGUUGGUUUAUUGAUAUUUUUUGAGUAGCUCGAAUGAUUUGAAGUAAUAAAGCCCUACAGGGAGUUGUAAGAAACCUUUACCCCUAUACUACGCUGUGCUGUUUACAUCUAUCACUCAGUUCCUCAAAUAAAGCUGGACUGUAAUAAAUUUCACUAAAGAGUAGUACUCAGUACUUUACAUGACACUUCUAGCAUAAGGUAAAGAUGGUAUGAAGCAACAACCAUUGUGUGGGUCUUGACAUAAAAUAGCAAGAGUUGGUAUCAGAAACCCUAAUGCUCAUUAGUAUGCAACUGCAGAGUACCCAGUGGGGAGCCAUCAGACUGUGUUGCAAUGCGUGUCAUACAUAGCUAUCAUUUGUUUCCUCCAUAUUUAGAUUUCUUAUUUUACUCCAGUGACAAGGCUAUUCUACUCAAGGCACUUUUUAAGUAAUGUCAUUACCAGCUUUAGAAGAUCAAGCCAUUUUGUUAACUUCUCUUUCUUCUCCCUGGCUACUGCUUAUUUACCAAAGCAAAAUGCAGGUACUGAACUCUGGUUCAUAACAGCUUUACUUCUUGGCUUUGUGCACUCAAGCAAUAGUCCUGUCACUGCUCCAACGCCAAAGCACAAGUAUAACAACUGUACACUGAGUUGUUUAGUAUUUAGCUAAUAAGCUGUGAAUCUUAAAUACUUUAAAAGUUGUUACAAACAUUUUGUACUUGGAGCAUCACAGCUACUUUUGUUUAAACACUAGGUUGGACCAGGUUACUUUCUGUAUUGCUGCUCUAAUGACUACUUGUUACUCAUCCAUGAACUUGGAAAACACCUAAUAAAUCUUUGCUUAUCUGGAGUUAUUGUGCUAGUAAUUAGCCAGGUGUAGCCAAAGCUUUAAAGAAUAGUCCUUUACUUCUCUUGUCACCUCUGUAUCAGCCAAGGUCAGAGAUAGGAGAAACUGGAAAGCCAUGGUUUGGACAGCUGGUUACAAGCUAUUUCUGUUUGUUAUGUGGAAUAGUUACUGCAUCUGUGGUACACAUGAAAUUCUUUCCUCUCUAAGGAAUACAGCUUCUGCUGGACUACAGAACCAAGUAGAGCUUAAAACACUGAAACUGGAUUCAAGUCCUUUUGUCCAUAAAGAGUUCACUUUCCUUCUUAUCAUCUUAUCAUUCCCCUAUCUUGACCAUAGAGUAUUGGACAAGAUUGGAAAAAGAUCAUGUUUGUCUCAGGUUGCUGAAUUUUUCAGUCAUUACUACAUCCACAUUUCCUGAGAAAAGCAGGAAAAGGCUAACAGAAGAAAAUUAACUCUGUAUUCACUUUGACAGUACU
Molecule: messenger RNA, 4569 nt
Organism: Meleagris gallopavo (turkey)
Lineage: Eukaryota; Metazoa; Chordata; Aves; Galliformes; Phasianidae
Product: lamin-B3-like
Biological process (GO): nuclear migration; nuclear pore localization; heterochromatin formation
Cellular component (GO): nuclear envelope; nuclear lamina
Molecular function (GO): structural constituent of cytoskeleton
Source: RefSeq, a predicted model, not a curated record